AUGGAGCAGUAGACUCUCUAAUUUAUUAUAGGCAAAUUGAGAUCAAUUUUUGUAGGAAAUGGGAGAGGUACUGAAUGGCAGCCUUUCAUGGGGAUUGGUAACCCGGCUGUGGAUCGCUCAGUAAAACAGUAUCUGGCAAAAGUUAGAGAGGAACAGUUGAACGCAAGGGUGGUUCCGCACCAGGCAGAGCCUUUUCUUGUUGGCGACUUAGUUACGAUAUCAGAAUUCAUUCAUGCGCGGAUUCAAGAGUGUCCAAAUAGCCACAGGCAGCCCAAACUCUGUGGGAGUUCGUUGGACUUUGAAUUUAUAGGAGAAUGUAUGAAAAUAGACAAAAUACGUCCUAAAUUUUGGACAAACAUAGAAAUAAAAAUCACUUACCAUGAGUUUGUGUUUUGUUAUUUACUGUCUCCUCGCCUCUAGAGCCAUUUGGAAGCCGUUUUCUCGACGUUUAAGAUUUUGAGUUGUACUAACAGUUUUUUUUCUUACUGUUAAUACAACUCAAAAUCUUAAACGUUGAUAAAACGGCUUUCAAAUGGCUCUAGAGGCGAAGAGACAGUAAAUAACAAAACACAAACACAAGGUAAGUGAUUUUAAUUUCUAUUUUUGUCCAAAACUGGAAUUUAAGACGUAUUUUGUUUAUUUUCUUUUUUCUCUUACAAAUUCAAAGUCCAACAAACUCCCACAGAGUUUGGGCUGCGUGUGAAAUAUAUAGCUAGCCACCUAAGAUUUAUAUCCUCGCGAGGGAUCAAGCUGUCUUGAAGUCCCUGUUUUUCGCAGCAGAUCGGGCUGUUGAUUUGUUAGGCUUGAAAGCGGUUGAUCAACCUUGUCCCCAGGGCUUUUCCCCCAACCAUUUUUUAAGGGAAAGCCCUGGGGACGAGGUUGGCGGUUGAUAUCCUGCUCUUUCCAGACAAAUCAGGAUUUUUGAUCAACCAUAUUUGGACUAAAUCCUUAUGAUCGUGCGACGCUAAUGUUAUUGCUUUUAGGCCAUCCUCUUUUUCUUCUCCGUUUAGCGUCGUCUGAUCGACCCAAAUUUUUGGCAUUUUCAAAAAUUAAAAAGAAAAAAGUAACGACGUAGCUAAACAAUUUUUCACUUGAAAUAAUUCUUUUAAUCUGAAAAAUGAGCAUGGUAACAGCAUAGAGCGGAAAAACAGGAACUAAAAGAGAAACAUUUUUUGCAGUAUAUUAGGGUACCAGGGCCUCCUAUUCCGAGACUCACUGUGAUGUUUUUUUUUUUUUUUCAAUCCGACCGACCGAUCCAACAUCAGGAAACACAUUCGACGCCAAACGAAUUUUUUUCACUUGAAAUAAUUCUUUUAAUCUGAAAAAUGAGCAUGGUAACAGCAUAGAGCGGAAAAACAGGAACUAAAAGAGGAACAUUUUUUGCAGUAUAUUAGGGUACCAGGGCUUCCUAUUCCGAGACUCACUGUGAUUUUUCUUUUUUUUUUUUUCAAUCCGACCGACCGAUCCAACAUCAGGAAACACAUUAGACGCCAAACGAAAAAGAAAGGGGGGGUGGCCUUAGAAGGGGUGAAAACGCAGUUGUAUGCCCCGUUAAAAGUCUGGAAUUGUAUUUCAAUAUUUGUAGGCUCCUCAGAAUAGAUUACAGCCAGGGUAUCUCUUUCGCUCUGUAAAAAAGGGGGAAAAUUUAUUUUAAGGCUCUAGAGCCACAGGCAGCCUAGGCUAGAUUAAAUGAGUAUACAAAUGCAGAAUUUGUGCGAGAUAAAUUACAUGUAACGAGGGUCUCAAUGGGGUUAACCGAUAGGCGUAAAACGGCCAAAAAUUUAGUCGAUAGCCGUAAAAAUUGAAAAAUUUUAACCGUUAGCCGUAAAUAGGGUAAAAAAAAAAGUUAACCGUAAAAGAAAUUGUUCCCUAGAUUUGCUCAGGUACUAAACUCACUUAUGGUUGCGUUUUUUAUUUCCCGGCUAGUCUGGCUCCUUACGCACGUUAGGUAAAUCGCCUUUUAGGUGAAGACCAAGACCCAUUUCCAUGUCGGCCGCUUUCUCGGGAAACUUAUUUUUAUUUCCAUAGCGAAAGUGUGGCUUCUUGCUGGGGAUUAAUAUUUGCGAUUUUCAGGAGGUCGUGCCCUCGAAACAAUAGUGAAACAACACGAAGAGAUCUCACUGUUUGUAAAACAAGUUGCCGAAAAACAAUAUUUCCCUGUUUUUCUCUGACGCUACGGUAGACAUUGCCAUGCCUAGUCCCUGUACGGCGUCUUCCCACGCAAUUUCGGUCAAGGCAUUUCGGUGGCGAACUCGCUCGGACCACGUGACCCGAAACGUAUUAGCCGCCCGAAAUAAUAAGGCCUACGGACAAGGCAAAACGGCUGACAGUGGUUCCGUACAGUCCUUCGCUACCAUUGUAAACACUGGACACGGGAUUUAUGUUAUUGGCCGUUUUCACACUAGAGCUAGAAACGGAUUAUCCGUCUGAGGCUAGCCUGUGUACAGUCGCCCCCUUCCCGACAGACACCCCCUCUCCGAUUUUUUUUCUGAGGGGAAGGGGCGGCUGUACACAGGCUAUCUGGAACGGAUAAUCACGUGUUCAAACUGUCCGUCGAAGUUGAAGGAUAAAGUCAGGCGAAUUGUUCAUGCAAAAUUAAAACUACUCCAUUUUCAAAUUAAGACGUAUUACCUAUCUGACGCGAAUCAUCAAACGGAUAACCCGUCUCACACGAAUAAUCCGUCUUUAGUGUGAAAACGGCCAUUUCUGUUGUAAUGAAUGUCGCGCCCGGCCUUGAGUUAGGCGUUCGCGUGUGUGCUUUGCUUUUUCACAAAGAUUAUUUUUAAAUUGACUAUUGACAUUUUUAUGAGUAAAAUAAUAUUAGAAGUGGAAUACUUUAUAAAAAGUAUGGUCUAUCGAAUGCUAAAAUUUUUCAAAAGAAUAGCUUAUUUCAUACUGAGAUGAUCUUAAGACCUUUAUUUUGCUUUAAAGAUACAAAAAAUACAGGUUAAUUAAUAUUUAACUUUUUGAAACAAAACAAGUUAAUUUUUAACUUUUUUGUUAACCGUAACUGAAAAAAAUUAGCCGAUAGCCGUAAAAGAGCCAAAAUUUUAGCCGAUAACCGUAAAUGCCACCACCCCAUUGAGGCCCUCUGUAACCAGUGAUCGUUUUACCCUUCAUGGUUUUCGGAGAGGUGCGGGGAUUUCGUUAGCUCUUGCUGGGGUCUCCUUGCAUGAGAUUAUGGAUCAUGUAGGCCGGAAAAACAGCAGGACAGCCCUACAUUAUAUUAAGCUAAAAACAGGUGGUAAAUCCAGCAAGAGCUGCAGCGCAGCCAGAUUUAGAUUGUGGCAUCGGUACAACCUACAUGCGCCUUAA
This is a messenger RNA of Porites lobata, 3315 nucleotides long. NCBI's taxonomy places the organism in Eukaryota, Metazoa, Cnidaria, Anthozoa, Scleractinia, Poritidae. The record is from the annotation of a GenBank genome assembly.